CAUUAUAAAUAUGAAGACGAUAAACUACAACCAAAACAGCAAAUCAAGAGAAAAGACAAACGCAGACGUUCAAAGUAAACAUGUUUACCCUGCUUCUGAUAUCAGGUUUUAUCAGCUUCAGUUUUUCUCGUCAGUAUGUCUUUGUGAAUGAAUCCAAGACUUGGGCAGAAGCUCAGAGAUACUGUAGAGAUAAAUACUCUGAUCUGGCCACCAUUGAGAAUGAACAACAGACGAUCCAGUUGAUGGACACAGUGAAUAAUGAUUUCAUUGAUUUGGCCUGGAUUGGACUCUAUGAAGAUAUGAACAGUUGGAAAUGGACUCUAGAGGACAGUGAUUUCUUCAAGGGGGAAGAGAAAGACUUCAGGAACUGGUUUACUUCAGGCCAGGUGAAUUAUGGAGGACUAUUCAAUUAUGCUUAUAUGAGCAGGGGGAUAUGGUAUAAAACAGGCUUGUAUAGUCAACAUCCAUUUAUCUGCUAUGAUGGAAGAGCGAAUGCUAGCGCAAGUUAUGUGUUUGUUUACCAGUACAAAACCUGGACUGAAGCUCAGAGUUACUGCAGAGAACAUCACACAGACCUCGUUAGCAUCAGAAAUGAGGCUGAAAACUACAGGGUUCAGUCAUUAAUACAAAGUGAUGAAGAUUAUUAUUAUAAUUCAUUAGCUUGGAUUGGACUGUACAGAACCAGAUCUUGGUCAGAUCAGAGCAACUCUUCAUUCAGUAACUGGAGGACAGGACAGCCAGAUAGUACUGAAGCCUGCACUGUAGUUUCAUUCAGUGACUCUGGGAAAUGGACAGAUGAAAAAUGCUUUUCUAUAUUUCCUUUCAUUUGCUACAGUGUGUCAUCUUUGACAUCAUCCCGUCAGUAUCAUUUUGUGAAUAAAUCAAAGACCUGGACUGAAGCUCAGAGAUUCUGCAGACAGAAUUACACUGAUCUGGCCACCAUUGAUAACAUGGAGGAAAUGAACAGACUGAUCAACACAGUUAAUGGGAGUUACAAUGGUUCAGCCUGGAUUGGACAGUAUGAUGAUCUGCUGAAGAAAAGCUGGGGAUGGUCAUUGGAAGACAAUGAUUUCUAUCAGGAAGGAGAGAGAGAUUUCAGGAACUGGUAUCAUGAACCGGACAACUAUGGUGGGAAAGAACUGUGUGUUUACAUGGAUUAUAAUGGAAAAUGGUAUGAUAUGUCAUGUGACAUUCUUAAAGCAUUUGUUUGCUAUGAUGGUAGCACAAAUGCCACACAGAGUUACAUCAGAAUCAGAGAUGCGAAAACCUGGUCAGAGGCUCGUAGAUACUGCAGAGAGCAUUACACAGAUCUUGCCAAUGUGAGAAAUCAGACUGAGAACCAGAUGAUCUUUGAGAGAACAGGUGGAGGUGUCUGGAUUGGACUGUACAGAAACAGGGUUUGGUCUGACCAACAAAUUACCAAUUAUGAAAACUGGAAACCAGGCAUUCCUUAUUCACCAGCGCAGCCAGAUAAUGGUAUAAAUGAUUAUGGGCAGAGGGGUUCUCAGCUCUGUACUGCUGUUUCACUUAACGUUUCUGGCCGAUGGACCGAUGAGAACUGCUUUUCCAGCAUCCCUUUCUUCUGCUAUAACAGAACCUGCACACAAUCUUCAUGCACCCACAAAUACCACUUUGUGCCUGAUAAUAAGACCUGGACUGAAGCUCAGAGAUUCUGCAGACAGAAUUACACUGAUCUGGCCACCAUUGAUAACAUGGAGGAAAUGAACAGACUGAUUAACACAGUUAAUGGGAGUUACAGCGGCUCAGCCUGGAUUGGACUGUAUGAUGAUGUGAACAGCUGGAGAUGGUCUCUGAAUAAUGCAGCAUUAGAGGGAGGUUAUAAAAGCUGGUAUGUUCAGAGACCAGUGAACUCAGGUGGACGGAGUCUGUGUGUGAUUAUGAACACACACAAUGGUUUAUGGAAUGAAUAUCCAUGCUCCUACUCGAAUCACUUAAUUUGCUAUGAUGGAAGAGAGAAUGUCAGUACAAAAUAUGUGUAUGUUAACCAAUUAAAAACCUGGACUGAAGCUCAGAGUUACUGCAGAGAGCAUCACACAGACCUCAUCAGCAUCAGGAAUGAGACUGAAAUCCAUAAGAUUCAGUAUUUAUUCAAGAAUGAAUUUAAUUCCUUUUGGAUUGGACUGUACAGAACCAGAUCUUGGUCAGAUCAGAGCAACUCUUCAUUCAGUAACUGGAGGGCAGGACAGCCAGAUAAUGCUGGACACAGUGAAUACUGCACUGUAGUGUCAUUCAGUGACUCUGGGAGCUGGACAGAUGAAAACUGUAAUACUGCAUUUCCUUUCAUUUGCUACAAUGUGUCAUCUUUGACAUUAUCCCAUCAGUAUCACUUUGUGAAUGAGAAUAUGACCUGGACUGAAGCUCAGAGAUUCUGCAGACAGAAUUACACUGAUCUGGCCACCAUUGAUAACAUGGAGGAAAUGAACAGUCUGAUCAACACAGUUAAUGGGAGUUACAGCGGCUCAGCCUGGAUUGGACUGUAUGAUGAUGUGAAUAGCUGGAGAUGGUCAUUGGAGGACAAUGAUUUCUAUCAGGAAGGAGAGAGAGAUUUCAGGAACUGGUAUCAUGAACCAGACAACUAUAAUGGGAAAGAACUGUGUGUUUACAUCAGUUAUGAAAACUGGUUUGAUUCAUCAUGUGACAAUAAAUACACAUUUGUUUGCUCUGAUGGACGAGAAAACGCCUCUCAGAAGUAUAUCUGGGUAUCUGAGGGAAGGACCUGGACUGAAGCUCAGAGCUACUGCAGAGAAAAAUACACAGACCUGGUCAGUGUGAGAAAUGAGACAGAGCAUCAGCAAAUACUGAAUUUCUCACUUGGAAAUCCUAUAUGGAUUGGUCUGUACAGAAACAGACUGUGGUCAGAUCAGAGCAACUCUUCUUUCACAUAUUGGAGACAAAUGGUCCGUGGUGAAGUUGCUCAGCCAGAUAAUGGUUUUAACAUACCAAAACAGACUGGUAAUCAACACUGCACAGCUGUGUCUUUACAACAGUUUGGCCAGUGGACAGAUGAACAAUGCUUGGACAGUUUGCCUUUCUUCUGCUAUAGUGGUUAUACGAUGGGGUUGAGAGUGCAAUUCACAAGUGUGGAAAGUUUGUCAAAGUCUCAGAUUGAAGACUUGGUGAUUAUAAAACUCCAGGAAGAAUUUCUGAGACGGGGAAUUCCCAUCACCAUGCAUUUGAGGAGCUAUCGGAAAAUCAGUCCAUGAGAGGCAAGGACCGCAUCCCUGCACAUAAAGAAAAUGGUUUUAGGUUUCAGUUAUUGAAGUUUUAUGAACUUCCUCUAAGGUUUGCAAAUAAGUAUCUCAACUCCUGAAUUUACCAAUUUAGUUUUGUUUUUUUUUGUUGCUUUUAUGAGCAUUAAUUUUUGUAAGCAAUCAAAAUGAUUUGUUAAAUAUAGGCCCGGUUUUACAUCCAGGGCUUAGGCUAAACCAGGAUUAAGCUAGUCCUAGACUAAAAUGCAUGUUUGAGAAAAUAUGUCAGUGCCACUGUUUUGUCUUGGGUACGUUCAUAAAAGCUACUUAAAUAUCCUAAUUGAAAUAAGGUUUAUAGUCGGCAUGAAAUCAAAAUUGACCCUGUUUACUUUGUUAGUGCAUAUUACUAGUCUUGUGGUGAACAAUUAAUCCAUGCAAGUUAUUACACAGAAAAAAAAAAAAAAAGUUUGUCGUGGUAAUUUUUAAACAAAAUCUGAAAAGUUACUUCCGGUCUGGAAUGGCGUUCCUUCCCAGAUGAUGUCAGUUUGACAGCUUGGGUUGAAAAUUGCUUAAACCACUCCCCUCCAACCGUUAGUCUGCAAUGAAUGAGAAAUGGAGAGGAGGAGCGCUAAAGUAAAACUCUGCCCUCUAUUCAAUAUUCUGCUUCACUUGGAAAUACGUCACAACACUGGAGAGUGUUCAUUGUCAUUUGCAACUUUCGGUUCACGGAGACUUUAAGCCUUGUCUGUGAAACCGGAGGAUAGUGUAAUAAACCUCAAAAUAAGCUAAUCUGUAUAUAUGCAUUAAAGUCUGCUGCAUGUAUACUGUAUGCAAAUCUUAUAUAUUCAUUGUGAGGACUACCAUAGGAGUUGGGGGCAUUUUGAGGAGGGGGGGCACAUUUAUUUAAAUACAAAUACCUCUUAUUUACAUUUCAUGUCUUCAAUAAAUGAUAUAGGUUUUUGAGUUCCGGUCUUUUCAUCAUUUGUCUGAUUCUUUAUUUCUGAACUUGUCCAUAGUAAUGGUGGUCAGGAGUUUUCACUGAUUUUCUGCAGAUUGUAUUAUGUCAGCAAGUGACUGUCUUGAAAAUCACUAAUUAAAUCAGUAAUGAAAUAUAUGAUUACCUUUAUGAAUGAGUUACUGAAUUAUUUACUCAACCAGUUUAUAUUACCUUGAGGAGUAAUGAUGGUACGGAAGAGGAUUAGGGCCAAGCAAUAAUAAAAAAAUAAAACCAUCUCGAGAUUAAAGUUGUUAAAUUUUGAGAAAAAUCUCGUUAAAUUUUGAGAA
Molecule: messenger RNA, 4493 nt
Organism: Megalobrama amblycephala (Wuchang bream)
Lineage: Eukaryota; Metazoa; Chordata; Actinopteri; Cypriniformes; Xenocyprididae
Product: macrophage mannose receptor 1-like
Exons: 12
Coding region: 81-3224 (1047 amino acids)
Source: RefSeq, a predicted model, not a curated record